Molecule: messenger RNA, 2024 nt
Organism: Hypomesus transpacificus
Lineage: Eukaryota; Metazoa; Chordata; Actinopteri; Osmeriformes; Osmeridae
Product: interferon-induced protein 44-like
Exons: 9
Coding region: 309-1631 (440 amino acids)
Source: RefSeq, a predicted model, not a curated record
CAAUUCAUGGACGAGAUGAAGGAUACGGAGGGAGGUUUUCUGCGAGUUGAUGGCUGUCUCGAGUUAUACGUAACCCAACCAACGCUUGUUAAAGUAACGGAGAUUCAACCGAACACUGAUGCUUGCGCGCAGAAAUUCAUAUCCUUGCGCGCCUGCAAUGGGUGCUUCCUCCAAGCCACUGCAGCGCACGCAGUGAAGUCCAGGUAUCUGCACGCAAGUUGGAACUAAGGAACACCACUUAACCAAGAAGACCUAUCAACACCUAAAGCUUCAGUUCCUCAGUGACCAAGAUUGUCCAGGAGGACAAUAUGGAAACCAAACUAACAAAGGAGCAAGAAAGGGAGUUGUGCCGCCUACUUGGAAACGUCAAACUCCGUCUUUUUUACAAGGCUACUUUCCACGGUCACACAGCAGCUGUCUUUCACCAGCUAUGUGACCGCCGAGGUCCCACUCUAACUAUAGGAUACAACUCCUCUGGGUGCAUCUUUGGAGGGUACACUACCAAAGAUUUUGGUGUAACCGGUCAAUACGUCCAGGAUGACAAAGCUUUUCUGUUUAGCUAUAACGGGAGAAAUAUUGUUAAGUAUCCUGUCACAAACGACACAGGAGCGCUUUAUCAAGUGAACAACAUUGGCCCUUAUUUUGGAAAUGAUUUAAUUUUUUUACCAAAUAACACAAUGACUGUUCAGUCUACUCCAGGAAAAUACUACAUGUAUGAUGCAGUUGAAAUGCAUGGCAACAACCUGGUACUAACUGAAUGUGAAGUGUUUCAAGUGGCAGAAGGCAGUAAAAUCCUGGAGAAACCAUGGAGGAACAACAUUUGGAAAGCUGAGAAAAGAAAGGAGCUGAUGGAAUCCAUUAAGCAGUACAAGCCCACGAUCAGCUCAGUGUCUCGGGCCAAGGUUCUGCUCAUUGGUCCCAUUGGUGCUGGAAAGUCCAGCUUCUUCAACUCCAUCAACUCCAUCUUCAGAGGUCAUGUGACCAGCCAGGCUAUAUCAGGAAGCUCUAGCACCAGCCUCUCCACUCAGUUUCGUACCUACUCUGUGAAGGCUGGACGAGAUGGUAAACCCCUGCCGAUUGUAAUGUGCGACACCAUGGGACUGGAAGAAGCCACAGGGUCUGGAAUCGAUAUUGAUGAUGUCCUCAGCAUUCUUAGAGGUCACAUGCCUGACCGACACCAGUUCCAUCCAACAGUCCCUCUUCAACCAGAGGCCCAUGGUUACCGUCGUUCUCCUGAGCUGCAGGAUAAGAUCCACUGUGUUGCCUAUGUCAUUGAUGCCUGCAAAGUCUCCAUCUUAUCUGCCAAAAUGGAGGAGAAAUUUGCUGCCAUUCGCAGGAAGGUCAAUCUGCUAGGCAUCCCUCAGCUGGUUCUGAUGACUAAAGUGGAUGAGGCCUGUCCCGAUGUGGCAGAUGACCUCAAGGAUAUCUACAUCAGCCAGUACAUUAGGACAAAGGCCCAGGAAGUCAGUGGCCGUCUCAGUGUUCCCCUAUCCUGUGUGCUUCCUGUGAAGAACUACAGCGAGGAGCUGGAGCUGGACCUGAGCACUGACAUCCUGCUCCUCACUGCUCUGGUCCAGAUGCUGCGCUGCACUGACAACUACUUUGAUGACAUCAGCGAUGUGCAAGACUAGAUGGGUGCAUCUCAGUUGUCAGGAGUGGCUACCUUUCCUCCCUCCCCCCACCCCCACACACACACUAGCACACACUCCAAACCCAUGUUAUAUGGAGACUGGAAACAUACUGUUUUCAUGGAUUCCCUUUUGUUGGGCUAUAGUUUUGUUACCACCAGCUUAUACUUUUCGUACAAAGUCUUAUGUUAGUUACCUAUCCAAUCCUUAUGAAAGUGGGGGUAGAUGUUCAACCUCUUACUGCCUUUUGAUGCAACUUUUGUUUGGUAACCCUAACAACUUUUAUUAUACAAUGUUAUGUGACCUUUUAUAGUUCUUUUUUCUAACAGAAUGCAUAAUACAGAGUUGGCUUGUAUCAAACAGAAAUAAAGGAGAUAAUCUUACUGCUAACAGCUA